Messenger RNA from Emericellopsis atlantica, 1207 nucleotides. RefSeq lists its product as uncharacterized. The coding region runs from base 127 to 927 and encodes 266 amino acids. The transcript has 3 exons. Lineage: Eukaryota; Fungi; Ascomycota; Sordariomycetes; Hypocreales; Bionectriaceae. The record is from RefSeq and is a predicted model, not a curated record.
GUUGUUCUCCAUCCAUUACUUGCCUUUGUCGAUUCAUGUUCCGUGCGCAACAGCGCAUGUAUGUUCCGCAUUUCGCCUCGCUGAGAUCCUUGGGCUGUUGACGAGCGGCAAUCAUCACCCCUCGCCAUGGCAAGCCCGCCUCCAUAUGAUGAUGCAUCACCAACUAUGGCAGGGCUAGCUCAGGCUGCUACGAGCAACCCUCCCAGCUACCUGCAGGUCGCUCAGUCGAGACCUCACGAACGAUUGACGGCAAGUGAGUUGCCCUGCCUGGUCCUCGGCGAUUGCCUUAUCUACGCCGAAUCCCAGCCACAGCGUCCUCUCUACGAGCUAUCCCAACCUCCAGCCAUGUGUAGACCACAAACAGCAGCUUAUGCCGUCCAGAGAUUCAAUUAUCAGCUCUCAUCGCAUGACGGAGAGGGGAACAUCCGGAAUCGCAAGCGCCAUAUUUACGACUUCUCUCUCAGCAUCUCGCCCGACCUUGGCGAAGGUGUCUACAUCGAGGGCAAAGCCGCGCGAAAAGCACUAGUAGCCAAGGAUGCCCAUAUCGCACCAGGGCCCAUGGGCAAGUGGUCGUCUUGCAAAGUCACGUCCGACUCUCAUAUGUCGUCAAAGGGGGAUUUGGAACACUUUCGCGCAGGGCGCAGUGUCAAACAGCGAUGGCGACGGAGUGAUCAGCUCGAUUGGACGGAUACUUCUGGUAGGACUGUCGCAACAGAGACUAAGCUGACGCGGAGGGAGGAUAUGUCAGUGGACAGGCCACCACGAUUGGAGAUCAGGGUGGUUCUAGAAUCCAGAGACCUAGAUCUCCUUGUCACAGCGUGGGCAGCAAGAAUUUGGAGAGAGGCCAAAAAGGAUCUGGCUGAGCCCAUGAGCUGGGGGAAAUUCAAGCGCAUCGCAAACACCAGCGCAGGACCCAGCAGCUCAUAAUUGACGUAUGGUUUCGCUGUACGAUGAGCCGAGCUUCAUUCUUACCACAGAAAGGAAAUCUCUAUUUCAAAAGCAACUGCUCACCGAACGAUUUGGCUUUGGCACGGGCUUCGAGCAAUUGUGUAUAGGGUAGCUAUUUACUUUAGUUUCACUGUUGUUUCGCGACCGACCGGACGUGUCGUGUCAACACAAACGUAAGGUACCUGGUAAUUUGUGGUUAGCGGCCGGGCCUGACUGGGCUGGUGUGGCUCAGGCUCAAUUCAGCCACAAAGAACCCGAU